CUUUGACCUGUGGUCGAUAGAUGGCACCUAUUGCUACAUUUUCUUCUUCGACGGCCAUGCCCUCAGGUGUCUGUGUCUCGAAACAUAAUUAAAAAACACGCAACCGAUUUCGAACCACCCUGCACGAAAAAAAGUCACUCAAAUGAGUGCCCGUGAGUGGGGGGGGGUCGUGUUUCAGACUUUAGCCGCCCUAUCCGCAGAAAUGAGUGACUUUUGAUAGAAAUGUGCGAAAGAGAUAGCAAACUCACCAACUUCGAUUGUCAAAUAUGAUUCAAUCUAUGGCGAGGGGUCAGAUGUAGGGUGAGGGGCGUAGAGAAACGUCUGCCAUAUUUAAAUUUGACACGAAGAGCGAGCCAAAACAACAACAAGAAGCGCGAAACGUAACGAAAUUCUGCGAAAUACAUACAAUAGAAAAAAACGUGGUAUCGGUCGAUGUGUUGCUAACAUCACACUAGAUAAACGAAAGAAAUACAAAUCGAUUGUGUUUAUACGCUAGACGGACCAGUCACUUAUUUUGCUUAACUUGUGCUAAUUAACAUUUAUUUUGUUUUAGGUUAACGAUAAAUCAUGGAAAAAGCUAAACGAGCAAAGAUCAGCCAACUCAAAUACCGAAUGGGUAAAACGAUAUGGUCUGAAAUGGAAAAGGAAUGGGAGUCAGAAAACAACUCUGCAACAGUGACAAGCCAGGAAAUUCAAGAAUUCGGCCAACCCAUUGCUCAACCUGCCAUGGAAGUCCUCCCAAUAGAAGAACCACCGAUGGAUGUAUCGGAAGAUGAUGAGGAGGAAAACAUUCCAAAUUUCAUGCCAGACGAGAGCGGCGAUGAAGAUCAGGAUGAGUAUAGUGAUGACGACAGAGCCCACAAAAAUCAAAUCUUUGUCCAUGAAUUGCGAUUGUGGGCUCUAAAGCAUAAAGUCCCGCAUAUUGUUUUAAAUGAUUUAUUACAAACCUUACGCAAAACCACUAAUUUUUACCUUCCAAAAAAUUCCAGGACAUUUUUGAAGACUCCAGUAGGCGUAGGAAAGGAAAUAGCGUCUGUAGCAGGUGGGCAACUGUGGUAUCAAGGAAUUGAAAAUGCUCUUCAACAAUUCCUUCGAGUAAUGCCGCAGAGUAUCGAUUCGUUGGUAUUAAAUUUGUCAAUGGAUGGUCUACCAUUACAUAAUAGCGGAGCUACAGAAUUUUGGCCUAUUCUAAUGCAACUAUACGCAAUGCAACUAUACCAGAUGUUCCAAUAA
This is a messenger RNA of Anopheles funestus (African malaria mosquito), 1233 nucleotides long. RefSeq lists its product as uncharacterized. The coding region runs from base 568 to 1233 and encodes 221 amino acids. NCBI's taxonomy places the organism in Eukaryota, Metazoa, Arthropoda, Insecta, Diptera, Culicidae. The record is from RefSeq and is a predicted model, not a curated record. The transcript has 3 exons.